AUGGCUCCGUCUUUGUACUCGAUGCAAACUAGCCCUCCAGCUAGAGCUGUCCAAAUGUGUGCCAAGGCCAUCAAUCUUGAUCUGAAAAUAAUAAAUGUGGACGUGAUAGGCGGGGAACAUAUGAAAGAGGAAUAUCUAAAGAAAAACCCUCAACACACCGUACCAUUGCUGGACGAUGACGGUUUUCUGUUAGCCGAUAGCCAUGCUAUCAUGGUGUAUUUGGUAUCAAAAUACGGAAAAGACGACUCAUUGUAUCCCAAAGAUUUGAAGAAAAGAGCUAUUAUCGAUCACAGACUUCACUAUGAUUCGAGUUGUUUGUUCAUCAGAGGACUUGUAAUCGCUAAAGGAAUUCUCUUCCAAGGUGAGAAGACAAUCGAUCCUAAGAAGGUAGAAGCCAUCGAGGAAUCGUACCAAGUCGUGGAGAAGUUCCUGGAGGAAAGCCCUUACGUGGCAGGGGACAGUUUAUCUUUGGCUGAUUUGAGUUUCGUUACUAGCAUCAUCACAUGGCAUGUGACUUUUGCUCCGGUGAAUGCAGCCAAGUACCCAAAAAUUACCGCUUGGAUAAAGAGAAUGCAAAAAUUGCCUUACUAUCAGGAGGUUAACCAAAAAGGGCUAAAAGAUGUGGAGGCAACAAUAAAGAGCAAAUUAGCUAAUUAG
Messenger RNA from Phyllotreta striolata, 657 nucleotides. Lineage: Eukaryota; Metazoa; Arthropoda; Insecta; Coleoptera; Chrysomelidae. The record is from the annotation of a GenBank genome assembly.